AUGGCAAAUUUCGGCAGGCGACUUCAACGCCAAACAUCCGCUGUGCAGCGCAAAUCUACCGGCGGAAAGGCGCCCAGGAAACAGUUGGCCACCAAAGCCGCACGUAAGAGCGCACCCGCCACCGGAGGAGUGAAAAAACCACAUCGUUACCGUCCGGGAACCGUUGCCCUCCGUGAAAUCCGUCGUUAUCAGAAGAGCACAGAACUUUUGAUCCGCAAAUUGCCGUUCCAACGUCUAGUGCGCGAGAUCGCCCAGGACUUCAAGACCGACCUGCGUUUCCAGAGCUCCGCGGUCAUGGCGUUGCAAAAAGCUAGCGAGGCAUACUUGGUAGGUCUGUUCGAAGACACCAAUCUUUGCGCGAUCCACGCCAAGCGUGUCACCAUCAUGCCAAAGGACAUCCAGUUGGCCCGUCGUAUCCGCGGUGAACGUGCUUAA
Metopolophium dirhodum (rose-grain aphid) is the source of this 435-nucleotide messenger RNA. Its product is annotated as histone H3-like. Gene Ontology annotation, molecular function: DNA binding; protein heterodimerization activity; structural constituent of chromatin. Lineage: Eukaryota; Metazoa; Arthropoda; Insecta; Hemiptera; Aphididae. Bases 1 to 435 code for a protein of 144 amino acids. The transcript has 2 exons. The record is from RefSeq and is a predicted model, not a curated record. Gene Ontology annotation, cellular component: nucleosome.